This is a messenger RNA of Emericellopsis cladophorae, 747 nucleotides long. RefSeq lists its product as uncharacterized. The coding region runs from base 1 to 747 and encodes 248 amino acids. The record is from RefSeq and is a predicted model, not a curated record. NCBI's taxonomy places the organism in Eukaryota, Fungi, Ascomycota, Sordariomycetes, Hypocreales, Bionectriaceae. The transcript has a single exon.
AUGAAUCCAUCAUCUACGGUACUCUUCUUCGACCUGGACGACACUCUCUUCGAUCGGUCCCGCUCGAUACGGGCCGGUCUGGAGGCCGUCAAGGCCACCCAGCCUAGCCUGGCCGAGUUUGGGAUCGAAAGGCUCGAGUACGUCUACCGAAAGAACGUGGACAUGGGGUUCAAGCCUCAUCUUGGGAGAGGAGCCAAACGCAGUGACGCCUGGUCGGAGCGUCUACGUCAAGUGUUCACCAAACUUGAGGUCCCAGCUCCGAGCAACGAAGAGCUGAAGACGCUGCUGGAAAUCUACGACGCAGCGUACAAGGCCAGCCGACAAGCCACAUACACCACGAUUCAGACGCUCGAACAGCUGAAGAACAAGGGCUUUCGGCUUGCUCUGAUCACAAACGGAGUGCAGGAGACGCAAGCCGAAAAGGCGAAGGCGAUUGGCGUCUCUCACUUGUUCGAGGAGCUCGUCUCUUCAGAGGCGGCGGGGCAUUCGAAGCCCAAUGAGGAGAUAUUCAAAUGUGCGCUGAAGAGAAUGGGGGUCGUCAAUCCGUUGAAAUGCGUCAUGAUCGGGAACGAUGUCGUGGCCGACAUGAACGGUGGUUUCGCGGCGAACAUGCAGAUUGUCUGGUACGAUCGCCGCGCGCCAGAGCCCGAGAUCAUUUUCUUGUUCGGCAGCUCACGGCCGGUUCCCGUGGUCAAGGAGAUGCGCCAGCUUAUUGGCUACUUGAAGAACUUGGGAUACUGCACUUGA